GCCUGGGCCCUGGCUAAGACGAAGCCUUCGCCUGAAAAUCGCGAGCGCGGUGGCGGGGAGGAUAUGGACAAGCUGGCCCAGCUAGAUGCAGUGCUCCUUUGUGCCGCCAUUGAGCUCCGCAAUCCGGAGGUCAUGGCGACAGAGGCUGAGUUGAACCCCCUG
Molecule: messenger RNA, 162 nt
Organism: Symbiodinium pilosum
Lineage: Eukaryota; Dinophyceae; Suessiales; Symbiodiniaceae
Source: the annotation of a GenBank genome assembly